This is a messenger RNA of Giardia duodenalis, 2541 nucleotides long. RefSeq names its product putative SUN domain protein. The record is from RefSeq and is a predicted model, not a curated record. The transcript has a single exon. NCBI's taxonomy places the organism in Eukaryota, Fornicata, Diplomonadida, Hexamitidae. Bases 1 to 2541 code for a protein of 846 amino acids.
AUGCCGCCCCGCACUCGCUCUUCGGGAGCCCUUGUGCGUAUGAAUCCCACGCGCGAGGAUGAGGCCUACACAAAGGAAGUCCUUAGGAAGACAAGCGACGGGUUUAGGGCGGAGCUAACAUCCGGUAAGUCUGAGCGGAUAACCCAGAAUCUUAGAAAUCAAGACGAGGGGACCCUCCGGCUUCAAGAGUAUCUUAUGGCCGCUGAGGUCGAUGCACGCCCUCCCAAGAAGAUUGACACCCUCAUGGAUCAGAGUGAUGCGCUUAAAUUGCAGAAGUCUUUGACAGCUCUACAAGUUGCACCGAUUCAGAGAUCCCGUGUCCAGGAGCCUCCCAAAUACGAAAUAACAUCAGAGGAUAAGGAUUCUUCUUCUAGUCAACCCCAGCAGGCUUCCCUUUCCGAAACAUCCAGCACGUCAACUCCUCCAGAAUCUAGCCCCACGCCAAGCCCUCCACCUGCACGGAAAUCUCCCAAGGAUGUGCCUAAGCCAGCCACUCCAACCCCACUCAGACAGUCGGCCACUCCUAUCAAGAAGCCGUCCCCAGCUAUCCAACCGUCCCAAGAAGAUGAGUACACAGAUGAGUAUGUCAUGGUCAAGCAGCGUGUCAAGAGAAGACCGCGUCCACCUUCGAGGCUAUCAACGAGUACGAGAGUGGUUACAGCUGGCGAACCCGGUAUGCUCUACGCCUACAAGAAAGCAUGGGGUUGCGCUGAGUAUGUUUACGCUAGCGCAUGUGGAUUACUUGCUCUCAUGGUGCUCUUCAUCUUCAGCUACCUGCUGAUGCGCCUCUGGACGGGAUGUGCUGGGCUAGGCAUCGUUGGCGCUGGUGCUCCACUGGUUCCUAUACAUACAGGUGACGGUGUUGCAGGCGUGUCCUGCACAGGCCCGUCACUGAAAGAAAUACAAUCUCUCCUUGAGUUAAACAACAAGGUCCUGCUCAAAGAGUGGGGCAAUGCUCGCGCAUUUACACUAGAUAAUAAAGAAAUUCAUAACAUUGCAACUCAGGUGGCGUCCAAACUUUCGGAUCAGCAUCAAAAGUUGGAGUUCAAGAUUGCAGAGAUAAUUGAUAAGCAUACGGCUCGGGCCACUGAUCAGAGUAUUACGACCAACCAACUAAAAGAUCUAGCCAAGAUAGUUAGGGACGAAGUGACUUCAGCGACCAAGGAGCGCACUUCUGCACUCUCUGAUGCUAUUGCUAAGUUUGAGAAGGAGAUGCUGAAUGCGCAGUCUGCUACCAUCGAUCUGAUGAAGGAUCUCCUCAGGAACAACAGUUUCAAUGCGACCUCAACGCCAGCAAAGAAAGCCUCGGAGAAAAUCAAAGCAGCUGUUGGGAAGAUAUCUGAUGCGACAGAUGCAGUGGUAACCGCAGGAUCUGCCGACUUCACUGCUCUAUUUACGAUGAUAGAGGGCCUGUCACGUAGGUUAGAGACGUCAUAUCGCAACGAGAGCAUCACUAAAGAGUUACAGGCCUUGCAGCAAUCGAUCCUCCUUGACAUCCAGACACAGCUGAAGGAUGCUGCCGCAAUAACAAACCAGGUAAUUAGCGACUCUCUAGCUAGCAUCCGUACACAGACAGAGAGCUUAUCCACUGUGCUUAUUGACCUUGCUGCAAAGUCCGCUGUCAAUGCAGAGGUAUCUGUCAAUGGUACGGCCCCAGUAAUGUUUGCAUCUGAAAGCCUGAGCUCUAUGCAGCACGCCAUAGAUAGAAUUAUCGUUGUACUUGGAGAGCUUUCAGACCGGGUGGGCUCUGGCUUUGGUAGCACUGGCAGCCAUGGUGAUUCUCAGUCCUCACUGUUGACAUUAGCUGACCUUGAAGAGGCACGGUAUAAGCUUUCCCAACACAUUACACAGCAGGCACAGAACGUUACUCUUGCUAUUCAGGAGAGGAUAAAUGCCUCAGAAAACAAGAUGAUUCAGGAGGCUAACGAGCGCGUGGAUCAUCUGAAGAUGGGACUAGCAGGAAUAAUAAAGAAGGCUCUAUUGAAGCAAACGAGCUACUCUUCCGAAAGCACAAGUACUGUCUCACAAGGCGUAGUUGACGAUCUGCGGUUACAGUACACGGAUUUUACGAAACAGUCUUUUGGGACAAGAAUUGCAGGCAAAUCUGAUGACAUUACGAACAUCGCAGAGAGCCUCAAAACUCUCAUCUCCGGGAACGAGCGUGUACGGCUCAUGUUCAACGAGAACAUGUCACCAGGAGCAUGUUGGCCGACGAAGAAAAACGGGCAUGUUGUAUUGCGUUUUAAGGACCCAGUUACGUUGUACUACGGCACUAUCUCACAUCCAGCUGCGCCGAAGCUCUCUACCGGCCGGACUACUGUCCCACGUGAUCUAACGUUCAUCGGGCGCACAACCACUGGAAAGGAGAUUCAGCUGGGGAGCUUCACUUUCGACGUCGAUGGCCCAGAGCAGCAAGCCUUCCAACUGCAGGAGAAUCACGACCUCAUACAGGUACGUGUUCAAUUCACAAAUAACGGCGGAGAGUACACAUGCAUAUAUAAUCUUGGUUUAUUUGGAGAAAAAGAUGGCAAGAAGCUUUAA